AUGCGGGAUGCUGCCCACCAAGGAGAGAGUGAGGAGGAUGCAGACUCAACACACGCGUCUGCUGAUGCUGCCAGGCUUCAUGCUGUUGCUCGGCGCAUUCAGCUAAGAGAACAUGCCAGUAGGCAGCAGCAACUUCAGCUCCACAAGCAGCUGCAACAGCAACAGCAGCUACUGCAACAGCAGCAGCAGCAACUGCACCAGCAGGAUGCGUUGCUGCGGCAUCAAGAACAAUUGCUGAGGCAGCAAGAACAACAGCUUGCCAGCCGGGAGACUGAGGCGGGGUUACUGUUGCGUCAGGUGAGCUUGCUUCAGCAGCAGCUCGAAGAGAGGGCGGAUCGCUUGGCAGCAGCAGAAGGCAACUACCUCGAUGCCACUGCCUCCCUGCAGCAACUACAGCACCGCGUAGCGUUGGGUGAUGAGGCAAGAUUACUGGUCGAGGAAGUGCGGCAGCAACAACAUCAGGACACCCAACAUCUUUAUGCAGAGGUUCGUCGUCUCCGGCGUCAGCUCUCUCAUCGUAUGCAAAUAUCCGUAUCGUGUGAAGAGAAGGAAAGAGGAGGAAUGAGCUCUCGAGAGGCGGACGUGGAAAAUGACAGUGUUCAUAGAAGUGUCUGUAGUGAACCGCCUACUCAGCAGAUGGCGACAGGUGGGUUGCAAGCGCAGCCCCCAAGUGGAGGGCUGUCGCUGCCCCCGAAAAGGACUGACGGGCGCUCGUUGGAAGCAUACAAUGCAGCCGGAAUUUGGUGCUGUGUGGAGGCAGCUGAGGCUGCUUCAUGCACUGCAUGGGGUUGCAGUGCUAGCUGCUGCUGCAGCAAUGAUGACCAGCACGAGGCGGUUGUUGGCGAGCUUAAGGCUGCGCUGCACAGUUGCCGGUGCGCUAUGGAAGGCAGAAUAUCAAGGGAACCAGCACCUUCGUCAACAGUGGCAACAGGCGCUGUUGCACUGGCAGUGCGGGAAGCUCUCCAUCGCUGCCCAGCGGCAGGGGCUGACCCUGAAAUCGUAGGCAUGCUGCUGGAAAGGCUGAGAGCCGAAAGCAUGCAAAUUCGGGUGUAUUCGCAGCAGCGACGCGCUGCGUCGUCUAGCAUAACGGCGAGCAACACUGAAUUGCAGCUGCAGCAUCACGGCGGACUUGCGUCAAUAGAUGAAUCGAUGGAGCGUGAAGCUUACGAGGUGUUGGGCACAGCAUUGUCUGACGAAGUGUUGCUGCCUCUUUUAGCCGUUCAGAACAUCUCCACGCUGCUGCGACUCAAGCAGCAAGGCGUCUUGCUUGCUAAUGCACGCUGGCUGCAACUCCUCAAAGACACAGUCGGCAGCAAGUUUCUAGAAGGCAGCUGCUGCCACUCCAGCGGCGACGGCAGUAGCGGGGCUGGCUUGGUGCAGGGGGACAAACAUUGUGGAGCAAGCUCGUUAUACAGACAGCAUCGUAACGAAGCCGCCCUUGCUCUUUACACCGAGGCACUGAAGCUGCAGCAGCGGCUGCUGGAGAAGCAGCAGCAGCUAGAUGAAGUCACCGGCGCAGUCAGCUCGUCUAAUCUUUCGCUCAUGGAAAACACAGCAAAGCUUGCAUUCAACAAAGGUCGAAGUGCUCUCCGGCUUGGCCGUUGGAUUUGCAGCCUUCAGAGCUGCUCCCUCUGUCUAAGUAUGACUCCAAACUACAAAGCUGCCUACGAAACUGCUGCUGAGGCGUGCGAAUGGCUGCUGGACUUCGAGGGGGCACUCAACUACAUGCAGCUGAUGCGGCAGCACUGCCCAGAUUCGUUCGCCGCUGAGCACUACCAGAAGCGACAACUGUACGAAGCCCAACUGCAAGCAUCGAGCUUCCAAGUGCUGGGGAUUGAAAGGGGUGCUCCCAAAGCCGCAGUAAACCGCGCAUUUCGCCGGAUGAGUAUUCUAUGGCAUCCAGACAAGGCCUCUGCCCUCUCUGAAGACCUGCGUCUCAGACACGAAAACCACUUUAAACGGCUGAAUGAAGCGCGCAUCGCGUUAUUGGACGCUAAGUCCUAUGCGAGACAGCUGCUCUUGCCUAUUCAGCCACUGUACAGGCACCCAGAGCUACUUGUCGUUGCGAAACCAGUGCAGCAGUCAACGCCGUCUCCGACGCUCGUGCAGCCAGAACAACUCACAGCAGAGCAGCAGCAGCAUGACACGCAACAGCAAAGUGACCAGCGAAAAGGGCAGGAAAGCCAGCAGUGUGAACCGGAUGAGGCGGGACCCCGGCUUGAAAAGUUGCAGCAACAGAGACAGCAGUUGCUGCGCUCCAUCGGAAGCCUUCAAAGGCAGCAGCACGAGUUGCAACGCGAACUCGAGGAGCACCGAGUAGCCGGUGAACACCAGUCUGGUUCCAGCAGUACUAGUAAUUCCUUGCGUUGGCAUGAGCUACAGAAGUUGCAACAACAACAGCAAAAUAAGCAGAAGAGGCUGAUCGAGUGUGAGACUGAAAUUGGUCAGUGGCUCCACAGAAGGGAGAAAGAGCACCAAGAGGUCCAGCAGCACCAGCUGAGCCAGAAGCCGCAGCAGCAGACGCAAGCUCAGCCGCAGAAUCAACAACAGCAAGGGGAACCCAACUUGACCGAAACACAGAAGGUCGAAAGGAGUGCAAGUGAAAACCAAGGGAGCACCUCAAUCCCUUCCCGCCACUGCGACUGGCAACAAUCUCAACAACCCGUUCUUGGGAAUUGUGAAGAAGAUGCACCCAACGUUACCCCUGCCUGUAAGACGGCUCCUCACAAGUCCAUGGACUGCUUAUCCCCGUCAGUAGCGGCGGCAGCAGACCUGGUGAAUGAAGCUGCAGCAGCUGCCUUGUCAGGGAGGGAGCAAGCGAAGCCUGAGGGUGACAGCCCUUCUUGGGACUCUGCCACUUCCAGUGAAAGUGAUACGGACGCAGCGAAAGGAUAUACUGUUUUUGAAGAGUACGAGCACACCGGCGGCAACAGCAGCUCAGGCUUUCCGACGGCAACAACUGCUGUGCCAACACCUCCCCCACUCAGAAGAGAAGCCAGCUCUUCGACGCAACAGCGCCGCAGUUCGUCGGAAAUACCCCCGUCGAGGACGUCGUCAAGAGAAAGGACCAAAACACCAAACGCGGGGCGAGCAAGGGAAUAUUCCUGCGUCAGUGCGUCUCGCCUUGCGGGCCGCUAUGGCUCGAGAGCUUCGUCCGCGGGGCCUCAAAUACGAACAGGGGAGGCAGCAAGAACGGCAACGGCUGCAACGCCUGCGGCUACUGCACGGAGGAGCCUUACGACUUGUAUUAAUAGUCUGUACUCUACAGUGCCUCCGCGCGCUGCCGGUGCUGCGGCAGUCAGAAAAGCUAACCAGCCUAAACGGAGUACGGCGUACUGGGAAGAAACUGACAGCAGCAGCAAGAGUAGCACCAGUGACAGCAGCAGUUGCAGCCGCAGUAGUAGUGACAGCAAUGGCGACGGUGGCAGGGAAACUAUUGACAGGGGCCCGGAAAAACAGUGGACCGAAGCUAAUCUUUUCGGAAGGAACAAAUUUGCUGCUGGAGCUACGGGUGGUGCUGCUUCCAAUAUUGCAGCAGCGGCUGCGCCAGCUGCCAAUGGGAGCUCGGGUAAGGCUGCCGUGCAACCGCGACAGCAACAGCCGCCCUCGCCGCCUCCCCGACGAGUAGCAGCAACGCAAGGUGUACGGAAAGAUGGCAGCAGAAGUAGCAGCGCCGGAAGCGGUGGCUGCAAGACGAGGGUUGCAUCAGGCCGCAGACGCUUUGUUCGCACAAGGGGGUAUCUGCAGCAACAUCACGGUGCGUCCCAGCAGCAGCGAAACGAGGAGCAGAAGCGUCAGGAACAGCCGCAACGACGGCAGCAACUCUGGAGGGGGACACUUAGCGGGAGCGAAACUACAGGCAGCAUCCCAACGGAACAAGCUGGUGCAACUGCAGCAGGCGGGCCUUCGUCAGAAGCUACUCCGCAGACAGCGACAGCGGCUGCAGCUGCGUGGCUCUUGCCUCCUGACUUCCCGGAGCCGUUUGGUGCCCAGGGGCGCCAGUUGCAACCGCGAUCAGACAACUUUGACUCUGCUUCGGUGCACCCUCAGCAGCAGCAAGAGCAACGGCGGAAGCUGCACUGUGAUUAUCCAGACACAGACAGCUUGCUCCAUGCAGCUGGGCAGGAGCAAAAGGAAGACACGCAAUCUCCAACCCACGUGGACUCUCCUGCGCUAUUUUCUCAGUCCUUGGAUGGCCAUCGAAUGCGGCAGCAGCGACUACAGCAGGGCCUGCAGCAGCAACACGUGUUGCACCGCGAGCUGCAGAAGCACAGAGAGAUGCAAGCGGCAGCAGAGGCAGACAAACGCCAACUAUUGUUUCCAGAUGAAGAUUUGCCCACAUUUCCGGCCAAUGCAGAAGCAACAGACACAGGCAAAUCCGCAGUCUCCGGGCUGGCAGCUGCAAACACAGCGCGGUCUGUGCCAGCACCUCCAGGCGAGGAGUCGCCCGCUUCUCCUGAUGGGCGGUGGGUCAAGUCUGAGAAGGUUCCGGAUCAUUAUCCCGAUAAUGUUCAACCGCAGAGAAGCCAGCGCUGGCCAGUGCCACACCAUAGCAGGAGCGCUGUGCCCCAGGAAGAUAGUCAUCCAACACGUAGCUCCCUGCACCUCCGCCGAGAUGAAGAAUCGGCAACUCUUGCAGAAGGUACUCCCACGGACACUUCCGGAGACGGCCAAGGGAUAGGUGCCCCAGAAAUGCAGCAAGCCAGUAGUGCCAGCGGAGCUGCCAGCGCCGGAGAGAGCUGCGGCAGCAGCGCUAGCAAUUACAGUGCUGAACAAACCGACAGGAGAGAAAGCACGAGCGGCCGCAACAGCAGUAGCGACAGUGAACCUGAAGACCCAGCUGACCGUCUAGGGGCAUCCGGGCAAUGGAGGCCAGCAAUAUACAGUCGACAGAAACGGCAGCUCCACCAGAAGGAGCAAGAACACCUUUACCGCUCCGCGACGCAGGGCGCAUUUACCCAACCCGCACCCCCUGUAGCGGAUGGAGCCGGUUCCAGCCAUUGGGCACCUCAGCGGAGCUCCGUGCCUCCCAGCAGCAGUUGUGUAAAUGAAAGUGCCACACUUCGCAGGGGUACAGGAGCGGCGACAGCAACCCCAACGCGGUUAUUUCCUCAUUACGACCCUGCGGACGUGGAAGUGCAACGCCCAGCCCAAGGUGUCAGUUUUGCGGGAACUCACGAGGUACCAUGCAGCGUUCCUAGUGGUGCGACUGCUGCUGCCUUGUCUGAAGGUCAUUCGGCAAGCCCUAGUGACCCGCUUCGGCGGCUUUCGCCAAGAGGAGAUGCGUUCAGCGCGUUGGGAGGGAGUGGGGCACCUUUUCUGGGCGAUAGCCGCCAACUGGGAGAGGUGCCGCCGGCGGUGAGCAUGUGGCAGCACUUGCGCACUAGGGCUUCCUUGCCACAAACGAGAGAAAAUACUUUGUUGCAUUCGCCGAGCAGGUCUCAGCGAAUGUAA
Messenger RNA from Eimeria maxima, 5454 nucleotides. RefSeq names its product DnaJ domain-containing protein, putative. Gene Ontology annotation, molecular function: protein binding. The coding region runs from base 1 to 5454 and encodes 1817 amino acids. The transcript has 7 exons. The record is from RefSeq and is a predicted model, not a curated record. NCBI's taxonomy places the organism in Eukaryota, Apicomplexa, Conoidasida, Eucoccidiorida, Eimeriidae.